Messenger RNA from Thyridium curvatum, 948 nucleotides. RefSeq lists its product as uncharacterized. Gene Ontology annotation, cellular component: cytoskeleton. The record is from RefSeq and is a predicted model, not a curated record. NCBI's taxonomy places the organism in Eukaryota, Fungi, Ascomycota, Sordariomycetes, Thyridiales, Thyridiaceae. The transcript has 2 exons. Bases 1 to 948 code for a protein of 315 amino acids. Gene Ontology annotation, molecular function: actin filament binding.
AUGGCGCCGUCAGCGAUCUCGGACACGAGCGCAGCGGGACACUCCGUCCAAGAGAUCCCCACGAUAAACGGGAAAGAGAAGACGCCCUUGGAGGCCAUAUCGCAGGGCGAUGUCCUCCCUGGCAUUCCUACUUUCCCCACCUACGCGGCCGAGCGGCGGCACAUCCUCAUCCACAUGGCCGCGACGUUCCGGCACUGGGCGCGCCAGGGCUUCUGCGAGGGCCAGUCGGGCCACAUCUCGGUCCGCGACCCGGAGUUCCCGGGCCUCAUGUGGAUGAACCCGCUGAGCCGGCACUUCGGCAUGCUGCGCGCGGGCGACAUGCUGGCCGUCGAGAUCGCGACGGGCCGCAUCGCCGCCGGCAACCCCAACCCGGCGACGGGCCUGCGCACCGCCAACGCGGCCGGGUACUGGAUCCACUCGGCCGUGCACAACGCCCGCCCGGACAUCCACGCCGUCUGCCACGCGCACACCCGCGCCGGCCGCGCGUGGUCCGUCUUCGCCCGCCCGCUCGACAUGAUCACGCAGGACGUCUGCACCCUGCACGACCGACACGCCGUCUACAGCGCCUACGGCGGCAUCGUCUUCGCCGCCGACGAGGGCAAGCGCAUCGCCGCCGCGCUGGGCGCCCGCAACAAGGCCGCCAUCCUCAUGAACCACGGCCUGAUCACGGUCGGCGAGACGGUGGACGAGGCCGGCUUCCUCUUCGGUCUCAUGGACCGCUCAUGCGAGAUCCAACUGCAGGUCGAGGCGGCGUGUGCGUCUGGCAACCUGGAGAAGCAGAUCAUCAGCGACGAGGAGGCGGCCUACAACUGCAAGAUGGCGAACGAGGCCAAUGUGCUCUACCGCGAGGCACAGGGUGAUAUCGAGUACGAGAUAGAGGCAGCGGGCGGAGAGGCCGCCAUCGCGAAGGGCUUCGAGACCCUUCAGAUCGACUCUCAAAAGGCUUGA